AUGUCGUCUAAUGCAGGGGAGAAGGCCAAAACCGAUGCUCCGAAAGCCUCGUUUCGCACCGUGCCCGUUCAACAGCGGUCAAUCUGGGAGUCGUGGGCCGUGCUGCCCGCGAGGACACGGUUGUUCGUGUCUUUGGGAAUCACUGCAUUCGCCCUAGGCGGAGUCUUGGUCUCUGACCAGCUCGAGAAGACAAUACCACCACCGGAGAAGGAGCGUUUGGCUGAGGGCGCGACGAAGGAUGUACCUCCUCCAUGA
Postia placenta MAD-698-R-SB12 is the source of this 255-nucleotide messenger RNA. RefSeq lists its product as hypothetical. Bases 1 to 255 code for a protein of 84 amino acids. The transcript is spliced from 2 exons. NCBI's taxonomy places the organism in Eukaryota, Fungi, Basidiomycota, Agaricomycetes, Polyporales, Adustoporiaceae. The record is from RefSeq and is a predicted model, not a curated record.